UCACAUGCUCAAAUUAUAUAUAUACACAACCUAUAGAUAUAGACAAUUGGGUCUUCUUCAACAUUUGAGAGAGUCAGAACUCAUAAUUAAGGUAGAGGCAGAGACCAACAAUGGUGAGGGCUCCUUGUUGUGAAAAGAUGGGGUUGAAGAAGGGUCCAUGGAGUCCUGAAGAAGAUCAAAUACUCAUUAAUUACAUUAAUCUCUACGGACAUGGCAAUUGGAGAGCUCUCCCUAAACUAGCUGGGUUGUUGAGGUGUGGAAAGAGUUGCCGGCUCCGGUGGGCGAAUUAUUUGAAGCCGGACAUAAAGAGAGGGAAUUUCACCAGAGAAGAGGAGGAAACCAUUAUCAAGUUGCAUCAAAUGUUGGGGAAUAGAUGGUCGGCUAUUGCAGCAAGAUUACCAGGAAGAACAGACAAUGAGAUUAAAAAUGUUUGGCACACCCACUUGAAGAAGAGACUGAUCAGACACAAUCAACCACCCAUCAAUAUUCCCUCCAAAUUCACCAGAAUCCGAGAAGAACCACCGGUGAAUUUUCCGGUUCAUGAGCAGCCGUCCGACGCCACGGAUUGCUCGAGCGACGUUUCUUCCCUGACCACCGGCAAUAGCGACGACAACAACAAUAAUAAUCAUACGCACGUAAAGGUGGAGUACUCACAAGACAUGUUUCCUCAGAUGGAUGAGGAUUUUUGGUUUGAAGUGUUGUCCACCGAGAGUUCAGAGGCGAUUAGUGAUUUUGGGGCGGUUGGUGUUAACCAAGAACUUCACUAUUUAUCGCCGCCGACGGUGGAAGCUGGUUCAAGUAUGCAUGAUAACAUGGAGUUUUGGUAUAAUCUUCUUAGUAGAUCAGGGGAAUUACCAGAUUUGUUACCAGAUAUUUGAGGGGUUUUUUUUUUUUUUUUUUUAGGGAAUUUGAUAUACAUCAAUUGUUUGCAUUUAAUAAUUGCUAUGUAUGCUUGGAGAAUGUUGUAACCCACACAAGAAGUCACACAUUGAAAAAA
This is a messenger RNA of Tripterygium wilfordii, 997 nucleotides long. Its product is annotated as transcription factor MYB13-like. The record is from RefSeq and is a predicted model, not a curated record. The coding region runs from base 111 to 878 and encodes 255 amino acids. The transcript is spliced from 3 exons. NCBI's taxonomy places the organism in Eukaryota, Viridiplantae, Streptophyta, Magnoliopsida, Celastrales, Celastraceae.